AUGGACUUAGAGCACAAAUACGGAAUGGAUGCAAAGAUAGAACACAAAUAUUUUGAUCUCGUUCGCGAGGAGUACGUUGACGGAAAGAAGAGGACCAUCAGACGGUGUAAGAUAUGUCAGCGAGACUACAAAGGAACAGCCAGUGUAAACAGCAACUUUAUCACUCAUCUCAAGCACGUGCAUCCUGAGCUGUUGCACGAUUGGGCGCGUAAGAAGGCGGAGCGUGCGGAGAAAGCCACCUCCUUCCUGGCUCGACAUCAAGGAACCUCCAUGCUCCCUGCAUAUGGACGGAACUACCUUACUUCCAUCGCAGCUCAGGUGCCUAAAGCAGAGUUCCUGAGUAACCCUCUGAAACACGAGGGCUUGACCCCGACCAGCCUGGCCUCCCUGACUAACAUGGGACAGACAGAUGCAGACAGACAGGUCGCUAUCAUGAGAUCUGUUCUAAACUACCUUGUUAUGGACAUCCAGCCUGCUUCUGUCAUCAACAGGAAGGGGUUCAGGAAUCUCAUCAGAGCUAUGCAUCCUUUCUUUGGGCUACCCACUGCAACUCAAAUCAGAGAUACUCUCAUACCCUCGGCAUACGAGCACGUCAAAGACUCCAUCAUCUCUCAACUAUCCCUGGUACCUGUGGUGAACCUGCAGAUAUCGGUUAUAUCCAACUGCUUUGUUGCCGUCACUGCUUACUACUUAAGUGUAUACUGGGAGUUAAAACAUCAUCUCCUGGCUGUGUACGUGAUAUCGCCUGGAAUGGAGUGGGAGAAUCUUGUAGAGCAGACCAAGCAUGUUUACGGGAUCACGAACAAGAUUUACUACGAGAAGGUCAACAGACUCUCGCUUGAAGACUUCACCAGAAAUUCCAAGUUGGACAGCACCACUAAGGCAGACAAUGAGGCCACGUCUUCGGAUGGCGAGGGAUCUGACCCAGUACAGACUGACUCCAGCUUCGCUUACGUUAUCACCAAGGUUAUCCACCAAGCACUGAACAAUCCCAAGCUGACCCGCCUUCUUGACGAAAGAUGUGCUACUGUGAACCAACAGAGUCAAGAUGGACCACUAUUCACUCCCUUCUGGUUGCAAGUCCUUUCCAAACUCAGAGUGUUCAUCAACAAUAACAAGGAUGUUGUCUCUCUGAAGACAGAAGCUAAUCUGAUGACGACCAGUGUUAACAACAGUAACCACUCGACCACCAUCACUAACUCACUGAGUAAUGGUAUAACCUCUACUCUGAACAGUGGCAUCGCUACCUCCCUCAGCGCCAACAUUAACACCUCCAUCAACAACUCUCUUAACUCCUCUCUCACUAAUGGCAUCAUUACUUCCCUCAGUGGUGGACUUACUUCUCCACUUGCCAAUGCAUUCCCAACUUCUCUUACCAACGGAAUUCCCGCUUCUCUAGCUAACGGGCUCCCAGUCUCUCUAGCUAACGGGCUCCCUACAAACCUGACCAAUGGACUGUCAGGAAGUUUUCCUAGCGUGAUACCAAACAUGAGUCUAGCUAGCAGACUGUCACCUCCUCUAGCAAUGGUUUACCUACUUCUCUCAGCAAUGGUAUCCCAACCUGCCUAGCUAACGGUCUAAGUAACGGCCUCAACACAUCUCUCAACUCAUCUCUCAACUCGUCUCUCAACGGAUUGAAAGGUGGGAUGAAUGGACUGAACUCUACUUUGAACGGACUCACUAGUGGUCUGACUAAAGGUUUGCUGAACGGCUCUUUGAGCAGUCUGAGUCCUCCAAGUAACAUGAACGUCAGCCCAACCAGCAGUAUCUCACCUGGGAAGGAUAUAAAGACAGAGACGGUCCUGAAUUCUCCCUUCUCGGCUCACAACAUCAGUAUCUUACGAGACCUCUCAUUGGCUGUGGAGCUGAUAGACAUUCUGGAGCCCUUUGAAGAGGUAUACAAUCUGAUCUCAAGUGAUACGUCACCAAGUGUUGGAAUAGUAGUACCGAGCAUCCUGUCCCUGGACCAGCUGCUGAGAGAGAUGAAGCCUACUCACUUGGGGGAUGUGGUUGUUAACCUCAAUACUGCCCUCCAGAAACACCUUACUCCCCUCCUGAAACAGAAAUACUAUCAGGAAGCAGCAGCGCUUGAUCCCCGCUUCAAGAUGAAGUGGUGCAGGACCAGUCAGGAAGAGUCCGCUGUCCAGUCUAAGUUGGAGGAACUGGCCCAGGAACUCAGGAUCAGUAACCCAUCUCCUUCCACCAACUAUUACAAGGCCGAUGAGAACGUCAAUGACUCUAAGGCGAACGAACAAGCAACAAAGCGAAGAAAACUGUUUGCAUUUCUAGAGAAGAACGAUUACAAGGACGUCAAACCCAGCAGUGCUCUUCUUGUCGAGUUCAACGAUUUCGUCAGAGACCAGCUUCUGCUAGACUGCGAGUGUCCGUUUAGAUACUGGCAAGAGAAGUGUGGCACGUACCGGUGUCUGGCCCAGUUAGCCUACUACCUGUGCUCUAUACCAGCCUGUCCGCCUCCUGUAGACAAGGUCUUCCUCGAGUGGACAGUGUCCGUGAACUCGUUCCAGCAGUGCAGCUCGCUGCAGGAGCUCGAGAGACUCUUCUUCUUAAACGUGAACUCGUCACUCUGGUGAGCGGAGUCACGGACCCAGUAGCUCUGUCACGUGAUCAGGAUCACGUGACAGUGAGCUGUUCUUCAGAUCACCUCUAAGAGGAUGUGCAAGAUAGUGUGGAAAUGUAGCGCGCGGGUGAGAAGAUAAGAAGAUACCCAGACUGUUAGCUCUAGAGUAGGACUUGUUAUAGAGAUGUAUAUACUGAGAGAUUUAGUAGCCCAGUUGUCAAUACACAGGAUAUUGGGCGGUAUUUUGAUUUUGCCGUUUUUUGGUGGUGUAGGGGGAUGAUGCCCUGCAUCCUCAGAUCAUUAUAAUUAGUGACUUAGUUGUCAACUCUUGUACUCAAUUGGGCAGCCUGUAAAUCGCUGCAUGCACCCCUUCCUCUAGAUAAUUGUAAAAAACAAUACAAUCCGUCACACGUGGAAUACAAGGAAUACAACACGUGCGAUAAAUUAACUUUCCAUUAGUCACGUGCGUUGACAUUAACACGUGGAGUAAGCAAUGUUAGCAAAUAAUUAUUCCCCGCUCAGCCUCUAGCUUUACCGUUGGAAAUCAUAAUGGGCAGUAAGUGAGCACAUGCAACACAUUAGAAAGAGUUUACAAGAGCAUGCCGCAUGCUCUCCUAAAAUACAGGAUAAUGGCCUCCUGGUGCACUCUCCCCCACUACUAGCUAACGCUCUGACUUGAAACUGAGUUUUAGAGAGAAAACUACCGGCCUUAGGUGAAUUAUAGUGAAUAGAGAUAGAGUAUUAGAACUGUAGACAAAUAUAACGGUUAUAUUGAUGGUAUGAAGAUGAAUUUUAUGAUAGAGAUGUUAAAUGAUAGUGUCACAUUUGAAGCUAUUGUUAACAUUGUUGUUGAUCAGAUCUCUUAUAGCUUGUUGUUUGCAAGUUAACGCGUGAACGAUGAUUCAGCUGAUUACCAAUGAUUUUUAUUUAUUGUGAAUUGUGUAUAAUAUUACGAGCCAAAAUUACUAGCGAUUAUUGUGUUGCCGCUAUUUUUAACCAUAGCAAAUAAGCAAA
Molecule: messenger RNA, 3592 nt
Organism: Bolinopsis microptera
Lineage: Eukaryota; Metazoa; Ctenophora; Tentaculata; Lobata; Bolinopsidae
Exons: 12
Coding region: 1-1569 (522 amino acids)
Biological process (GO): regulation of transcription by RNA polymerase II
Cellular component (GO): nucleus
Molecular function (GO): DNA binding
Source: RefSeq, a predicted model, not a curated record